This is a messenger RNA of Drosophila arizonae, 1556 nucleotides long. RefSeq lists its product as uncharacterized. The record is from RefSeq and is a predicted model, not a curated record. NCBI's taxonomy places the organism in Eukaryota, Metazoa, Arthropoda, Insecta, Diptera, Drosophilidae.
AUAAUGUCAACAAAUAAUAUGUGGCUAAAAUUAAAUGUCACUAGCACUGCAAAAAACUUCAAAUCUGUUCGUUUUCGGUGUUAGAUUGCUGCGUCUGUUUUCUAACAGCUGUCCGGUAAAACUCAAGACGAGCUAACAAAUAUUUGUAAUUCUCAUACGCUUCCAAAAUAAUGGAGAGUCUAAGCGACGAUUGCCAACUGCUUAUUAUUGGCUCUCUGCGGCUGAAAGGCCAGCUGAAACUGUGGGAGGCAACCUCGCACAAUGCCUCGAGCCGAUUGCCUAAUAAUAUAAUCUACCACUGGCAACACAAAUCGAGCUGGAUAUUAGAUAAGAAGAUGCUCGCUUAUUUGGAGGAGCAUCCAGAGCAACUGGAGGGAUUCCUGAGCGGCAUCAGUGGAACGGUUCAACAGCUGGAGCUCCAAUAUAUCAAGAGUUAUGAAUUGCAAAGGUGGAUUAGCUACAGUUUUCCUAGCCUGCGGGAGCUGUCCUUCUCCCUGGAUGAUGACUGCGAGGCAAUAGAGGAGCUGGUACAUGAGGUGUUAGUGGAUAUCUUUCCAGAUCUCACCUCAGUUCAGCUGAGCGGCAAAUUUUACAGCAAAAUAAUACAGAAAUGGUCGGAGUUGCGGCGGUUGGACCUAUCUGAUUGUGAUUGUGAACCAGCUGCAGAAUUAUCCAUGUGCAACUUCUUGAAAUUAGAGGAGAUAACAGUUCAAACCGAUUUCCUAUUCCAACAGUUUAUUGAUAGCACUGUAGUUCUACCCAAUCUACGAACGUUUUGCUUCUAUGGGGAAGAUAAAACCGAUCAGGUGCUCAAUUGGAUUAUAGAUAAGCGGGCUGAACACAUAAGUCGGAUUAGCUUCAACGAUAGCAUCUGGUAUUGUGGAACAGGAACUCUGGAAAAAAUGAAGCAUCUGCGUCAGCUGACCCUGGUUGAGGAUGAAGGCUUUGAAGCACAUCAAUUGAAGGCUUUGUUAAAAUGCUUUCCCCAAUUGAGGCAAUUGGAUUUGGUCAAUCUUCAAAUUUGGUGCUCGGAAAGUGAGCUCUGGCAGACGGUCUCCCAAUGCAAUUCGCUGCAGGUCUUAAAUAUUUAUGGCAUGGAGCUAGACGAUAGUUUCUUCGACAUUGGCAGGUAUCACAUGAGGAGCGUGCUGAGCAAGCGCUCCACUCCUUUGCAACUACUCUGCGAUAACAUGGACAAUCCACGGAUGGAUAAAUCUUUUAAGCAUACCAACUUAAUCGUAAAAAAGGGGCCACUAUGUGAUAAUAUCUAUAUUGAUGUUGGUUAUAUUAAGGUGGAGUUCGAUGCGCUGGUGACAGUGCAAUAACCGAGGCUUAGAGAAUUGACGGAUCAUAGUCGCGUACAUAGUACAUACCACAAAUUUAUAAUAUGCAAGACCUUAAUCUAUCGCAUAUUUAAAAAUUCCCUUUAUUUCUGAGAGACUGAACUAUUGUAAGAGAUUAAUAUAUAAAAGACAUUUUUCUGUCACCCCAUGUUUUAUAAUUGAAAAUUAGAUGUACAUAAAUAAGUGUAUGAGUCCAAAUGUAAGAGCAUCUGU